AGCUGCACGUGUGAUUUCAAUGUUUACUAUUUUUUUUGUGUUAAAUAAACAUUAAUAUUAUUACUCUGAUAAUAUUAAACUAAAUAGCCAUGGGCAAGAAGGUGCACAAUGCCAGGGCGCGGCAGAAUCCAGAGACCAUUGUGGACAACUCGGCCGUGAAGAAGAUCCAGAUCGAUGUGGAUGCAGUGGCCGGCGGCAGUGGGCCAGGCUACGACGAGGCCAACGCCCUGGUGCUGCCCUCCGAGAAGCGGGCCACCAAGAUCCGGGUGGACAAGGUGCAGCACGUGAAGAUCCUCACCAAGAAGCAGCGCAAGCACCUCCAGGCGAUUGUGGACAAGAAGAAGAAGAAGGAGGGCCGCGCCCAGCUGCUGGGCGACCUGGCCGCCGUGCAAAUCCCGGAGGCGGAGCUGCAGCAGUACACAUCCAUCAGCCAGGUGCAGACGGUGGGCCUCAAGCGUCUGCCCACUUUGGACGAGUACCUGGCCAAGAAGCAGGAGCGGCAGACUCAAGCCCUGGCCGAAAAGAGCUCGGGGCACCGCGUGAAUGCCAUCAAGGGCUCCAAGCGCAAGCUGCUCGCCGAGGAGGAGGAGGAGCUGGAGGCCAAGCGCAGGAAUCCGAAUGUGAUUAGUUUGGAGGAGGAAGAAUCCUCCGAUGACUCCUCCGAUGAGGAGACGCCUGCAGCACCAGUUCCUCCUGCCAUUCCCACGCCAGUAACUGCUGUGCCGCCGCAAAUCAAAGUGAAUCCCCCUAAAGAGAAGCCCAAAGCAGAGCCUGCUCCACCCGCCUGCCUUCAUCAGACGGUCUACGUGCCCGUACAUCGCUCCGCGGAGGUCCAGGAGGCUCGCCUGCGUCUGCCCAUUCUCGCAGAGGAGCAGCAGGUGAUGGAGACCAUCAACGAGAACCCGAUUGUGAUUGUGGCCGGCGAAACGGGCUCCGGCAAGACCACCCAGCUGCCGCAGUUCCUCUACGAGGCAGGCUAUGCCCAGCACAAGAUGAUCGGAGUGACGGAGCCGCGGCGCGUGGCCGCCAUUGCCAUGUCCAAGCGGGUGGCCCACGAGAUGAAUCUGCCGGAGAGCGAGGUGUCCUACCUCAUUCGCUUCGAGGGCAACGUCACCCCGGCCACGCGCAUCAAGUUCAUGACCGACGGCGUGCUGCUCAAGGAGAUCGAAACGGACUUCCUGCUCAGCAAGUACUCGGUGAUCAUUCUCGACGAGGCGCACGAGCGCAGCGUCUACACGGAUAUCCUGGUGGGGCUGCUCUCGCGCAUCGUUCCGCUGCGACACAAGCGCGGCCAGCCACUGAAGCUGAUCAUCAUGUCCGCCACGCUGCGAGUGACCGAUUUCACGGAGAACACGCGGCUCUUCAGGACUCCGCCGCCGCUGCUCAAAGUGGAGGCGCGACAGUUUCCUGUGACGAUUCACUUCCAGAAGCGCACGCCGGAUGACUAUGUGGCCGAGGCCUAUCGCAAGACUCUGAAGAUCCACAACCAGCUGCCCGAGGGCGGCAUCCUGAUCUUUGUCACCGGCCAGCAGGAGGUCAACCAGCUGGUGCGCAAGCUGCGACGCACGUUUCCCUACCAUCCGGCGGAUAAGGAAGCUAAGGAGGCCAGUGAGGUGACUCCAGAGGCGGAAGAAACGAAGGAUGAGCCGGCUGAGGAUCCCAAGGAGCUGGAGUUCGACAUGAAGCGGGUGAUACGCAACAUUCGCAAGUCGAAGAAGAAGUUUCUGGCCCAGAUCGCCCUGCCCAAGAUCAACCUGGACGACUACAAGCUGCCCGGCGACGAUACAGAGGCGGAUAUGCAUGAGGAGCAGGAUGAGGAGCUGGAAUUAGAUGGUGAAGAAGACGAAGAGGAUGAAAUGGACUCCGAAAUAACCUCCAACCCGAGGCAACCCCUCUGGGUGCUGCCCCUCUACUCGCUGCUCUCCUCGGACAAGCAGAACCGCAUCUUCCAGCCCGUUCCCGCCGGCUGUCGGCUGUGCGUGGUCAGCACCAAUGUGGCCGAGACCUCGCUCACCAUUCCGCACAUCAAGUAUGUGGUGGACAGCGGGCGCCAGAAGACCCGUCUCUACGACAAGCUCACCGGCGUGAGUGCCUUUGUGGUGACCUAUACGUCCAAGGCCUCGGCGGAUCAGCGAGCUGGAAGAGCUGGUCGCAUCAGUGCCGGUCAUUGCUAUCGCCUCUACUCGAGUGCUGUGUACAACGACUGCUUCGAGGACUUCUCGCAGCCGGACAUCCAAAAGAAACCCGUCGAGGAUCUGAUGCUGCAGAUGCGCUGCAUGGGCAUCGAUCGAGUGGUGCACUUCCCGUUUCCCUCGCCACCGGAUGAGGUGCAGCUGCAGGCCGCCGAGCGGCGACUGACGGUGCUGGGUGCCCUAGAGGCGACUAAGUCGGAGAAGAGCGACCUUCCGCCUGCCGUCACCCGUUUGGGUCAGGUCAUCUCCCGCUUCCCCGUGGCGCCGCGCUUCGGCAAGAUGCUGGCCUUGUCCCAUCAGCAGAACCUGCUGCCCUACACCGUCUGCCUGGUGGCCGCCCUCUCCGUCCAGGAGGUGCUCAUCGAGACGGGUGUGCAGCGGCAGGAGGAUGUGGCGCCCGGCGCCAAUCGCUUCCACCGCAAACGGCAGAGUUGGGCAUCCAGCGGCAACUACCAGCUGCUCGGCGAUCCCAUGGUUCUGCUGCGCGCCGUCGGAGCAGCCGAGUACGCCGGUUCGCAGGGUCGCCUGCCGGAGUUCUGCGACGCGAACGGAUUGCGCCAGAAGGCGAUGAGCGAGGUGCGCAAACUGCGCGUCCAGCUGACCAACGAGAUCAAUCUGAAUGUGAGCGACGUGGAGCUGGGCGUGGAUCCCGAACUGAAGCCUCCCUCGGAUGCCCAGGCGCGGUUCCUUCGGCAAAUCCUUCUAGCCGGCAUGGGCGAUAGGGUCGCCAGGAAGGUGCCCCUGGCCGAUAUCGCCGACAAGGAGGAGCGGCGGCGCCUGAAGUACGCCUACCACUGUGCCGACAUGGAGGAGCCGGCCUUCCUGCACGUCUCCUCGGUGCUGCGCCAAAAGACACCCGAGUGGGUGGUCUACCAGGAGGCCUACGAGCUGCAGAACGGCGACUCCACCAAGAUGUUUAUCCGUGGUAUCACUGCUAUUGAACCGGAGUGGCUGCUUCUCUACGUUCCGCUGCUUUGCAAUAUACGCGAGGUGCGCGAGGAUCCUGCUCCCAGAUUCGAUGAGUCUUCUGGCAAGAUCUACUGCCAUGUGGACGCCACGUUCGGCAAGUCCGGCUGGGAGCUGCCGCUCGGCGAGGUGGAGAUGCCCAUCAGCGAGAAGGCCUGCUGUUACUUUGGAAUGUUCCUGCUGGAGGGCCAGGUUUUCUCCAGGCUGGCUCCCUUCCGGGGCAAACUGAAGUCCACGCCCGCCUCCGUCAUCAAGAGCUGGUCGAGCAUGAACGACAAGGUGCUGCGCUUCAAGCGGGCGCUCAUCACCAAGCAGAUCCACAGCCGCCAGGCGCUGCUGGACCAGUGGACAAGCGAUCCUCACUUCCUCUUGGAGGAGUACCAGAAUCUGCUCUACGACGUGGCCCUCAGCGAACUGACGCCUCUGUGGCCACCAGUGGAUAAGGAGGAACCUCUAGCCCAGUCAAAAAGCUAG
Drosophila takahashii is the source of this 3632-nucleotide messenger RNA. RefSeq names its product putative ATP-dependent RNA helicase kurz (gene kz). Gene Ontology annotation, molecular function: ATP binding; helicase activity; RNA binding. Gene Ontology annotation, cellular component: nucleolus; intracellular anatomical structure. The record is from RefSeq and is a predicted model, not a curated record. Gene Ontology annotation, biological process: maturation of SSU-rRNA from tricistronic rRNA transcript (SSU-rRNA, 5.8S rRNA, LSU-rRNA). Lineage: Eukaryota; Metazoa; Arthropoda; Insecta; Diptera; Drosophilidae.